Molecule: messenger RNA, 1109 nt
Organism: Prosopis cineraria
Lineage: Eukaryota; Viridiplantae; Streptophyta; Magnoliopsida; Fabales; Fabaceae
Exons: 3
Coding region: 254-772 (172 amino acids)
Source: RefSeq, a predicted model, not a curated record
UGUCCAUGUUGGCUGAAAAUACGUCGCUUGGUCCUCCGCGGCAUCAUUAUUGGAGUAAGCUCUAUUGAACCACUUCUACAGAUAAAUUCUUUGCCUCUCUCGUUUAGUGGUGCAUCGCAGUAACAACAAACACGCUCACAUAUCAGAUCGGACUCAUUUUCCAUCUCGCAAAUCUGAGGAAGCAGGAAGCUUCCAUCCUUUAAUAUCAGAAUUGAAUUAAAAUCGACCUCGAAUCUCUCUUCGGAUCGAAGAAAUGCAAGAUGACGACGCACUUCCAACAACCACAGCCUUUACGAAGAAGGAAAGUGCCGAUUCGGGUCUUUUUGGCAAAGGGAAGUAUAAAUUCUGGGCAUUGGCUGCCAUUUUGAUUCUCGCAUUUUGGUCCAUGUUCACCGGCACUGUAUCUCUUCGGUGGUCAGGAAGUCUCAACAGUUUGUCUAAUGACCUCGAUACUCCCAUCCAUGACGACCUUGACGUCCUUGAAAUGGAAGAGAGGGAGAAGGUGGUGAAACACAUGUGGGAUGUAUAUACCAACAGCCGUCGGAUCAGAUUACCGCGAUUCUGGCGGGAGGCACUCGAGGCCGCCUAUGAAGUGUUGGCGAAUGACGUGCCUGGGGUCAGAGAGGCCGCCAUCACGGAGAUCGCCAAGAUGUCUGUGCACUCCAUUGAUUUCGACUCCCCUCCCAUCCGAUCAACGAGAGCACAAGAAUUUAGCAAGAGCCUCAAGCAAGAUAAAAAAGGUAAAGAAGCGGCAACAAUUACUCGUGCUUAAGGGUGAGAAGAAUGUGGAGCAUCCAAGGUGAGAAGUUUGUGAAGAGAUAGUGAUCGGCCAAGCCAUACUUCGUUUAUCAAUGCUUCUAUGAUUGGGUAAAUUAUGCAUUUUUAUUAUUAUAGGUUGUAUUUUUCCAAAUUUUGCGGUCAUUCAACAUCUUCACAAUGUGAGGGUUAGUAAAUUGAAGCACGACCUCUUGGACAGAUUGCUUCAUGCCAAAAAAUAUUUUUCGAGGUUCAGCUCGUUAAAAUCAUAGCAAACUCCACUAUUUUCUAUUUUCUUUUGACAAAAGAUGGUCAGGAGUCUCCUGGAUACUUAAUCAAUCAUUACUGCUUCA